Messenger RNA from Cannabis sativa, 1868 nucleotides. Its product is annotated as sister chromatid cohesion protein PDS5 homolog C. The coding region runs from base 33 to 1637 and encodes 534 amino acids. The transcript is spliced from 5 exons. Gene Ontology annotation, biological process: mitotic sister chromatid cohesion; DNA repair. Lineage: Eukaryota; Viridiplantae; Streptophyta; Magnoliopsida; Rosales; Cannabaceae. The record is from RefSeq and is a predicted model, not a curated record. Gene Ontology annotation, cellular component: nucleus; chromatin.
UAUAGUAGCAAGCAAGCAAGUAACAACUCCCAAUGCACAUUAUCGGAAAAUGCAGCUCCACCAUUUUUGUUAUCUCUCUGCAUAAUCUGAGCCCUAGCUCAAAUUUUGAAGAUAAAGUUGAGGCCAAUGAUGGUAAUUCUUCAGAAGCACCUGUGAAAUUGGAUCCACACAUAGAAAAGCACAAAGCAAUAAUGGUGGUGUCCAAGAAAGUUCUUGAAACACAACUGCUAGAAUAUGGGAAUAAGCUUGUGGAACCUCCGUUGUUCGUCGAUGAACUCAUUCCUCUUCUCGACAGAGUUGAGUAUUGUCUAUCAAAGGUUCUGCAGUCUCCUUCUGAAUCAAUGAAAAAUGCACUUUCUCCGUCAUUAAAAGCAUUGGUUGAUGAAAAACUUUUAGGACAUUCAAAUGUUGAUGUCAAAGUUGCAGUUGCAUCUUGCAUCAGUGAGAUAACGAGAAUUACUGCACCUGAUGUUCCUUACAAUGAUGUCCAGAUGAAGGCGGUCUUCCAGCUUAUUGUGUCAUCAUUUGAAAAUUUGUGUGACAAGUCAAGCCGAUCAUACACAAAAAGAAUCUCAAUUCUUGAAACUGUUGCAAAGCUCAGGUCUUGUGUCGUGAUGUUGGAUUUUGAGUGUGAUGCAUUGAUCGUGGAGAUGUUCCAGCAUUUUCUAAAGGCGAUUAGGGACUAUCAUCCACAGAAUGUUUUUUCAUCCAUGGAGACAAUAAUGACUCUUGUUUUAGAAGAAAGUGAAGUAAUUCCAACUGAGCUUCUCAGCCCUAUACUAGAUUCUGUGAAAAUUGGCAACAAAGAUGUUUUGCCCAUUGCUCGGAAAUUGGGAGAGAGAGUUCUUGAAAUAUGUGCUGCCAAGCUUAAGCCUUACUUGGUACAAGCUGUAAAGGACCUGGGUGUUUCAUUAGAUGACUACAGUAAAAUUGUAUCUACCAUAUGCCAAGAUGCUGAUGAUGGUAAUGUUGAGCAGAAUAAAGUCCAAGCUUCUGAUGAGAAUAUGGCUGUUGAGAACAGGUCGAGGAAGCCACCCUUGGAUAACGGAUCCCAGUUUCUUAUGCAGGAGGAUAAAGCGGGAAUCCCAGAAGCAGCGUCAUUAGAACAAGCUCAACUUGCUAUGGAUAGAUCUCCUCAGUCUGCAAUGAGUAAUGGUAUCACCAAGACUGCAAGAGAUGACUCUUUGGCUGAUUUUAGCUCCCUGAAGAAGCAAGAGGAUGAUCAGAAAACCGAGAGUACCGAGGAUUUGGAUGCACCAAACAAUGUUGAUCCUGAUACUUUGAACACUGAGAAGGCAGCAGCAGAUACAGAAUCAAAGCUAGAGCAGAGCAAUAAGAAUGUUGGGGGAAAUACUAGUUUGUCUGCAAACUCUACUCCUUCUGAAAGUCCUCAUAUUUUAAAUGAGAAGGAAAGUGCUGAUAAUGAGAAGAAAAUGCAGAUGAUGAGAAGAAAACUUCGAAAAAUGAAGAGAAAAGUGCGGAUAAUGAGAAGAAAAGCGCAGAAAAUUAGAAGGAAAGUUCAGAAAAUGAGGAGGGAAAUGCAGACAAUGGAAAGUUCAAAUAUGGUCCUUAUAUAUUUCAUUUCUUCCUGGGUUCUUUUGUUGUUUCUGUGUUUCACUAAUAUAUUUCAUUUUUAGUCCAAUUACUUUUUUGUAAUUGGAAGUAUUUUAACUGCUUUUGGAUGUUUGACAUCGAUAAUUUGGAGGGUUUGAAGCACUGGAAUGAUUAAUAUUUAAUGGCCGAUUAUUUUACUUUCAUGGUUAUGAAUUUUAGUUCUAAGAGGUAUUGUGUGCUGGCUCAAGAUCAAGAUACUUAUUUGUAAGAAAUUUGUCUUUUAUUUUUAUUUGAUAGCAAGGGAUUUUUGGGCA